Entrophospora sp. SA101 is the source of this 873-nucleotide messenger RNA. The record is from the annotation of a GenBank genome assembly. NCBI's taxonomy places the organism in Eukaryota, Fungi, Glomeromycota, Glomeromycetes, Entrophosporales, Entrophosporaceae.
AUGCACAGAGAAGAAAGAGCCGUUGAUGUCGUUGCUGAUACUUUAAAUUCAAAAAUCGAUAAAAGUCGCAGUGAUAAUAAUAAGUGCGAUAAAAAUAUAUUUCAAGAAGAAACGAUAAUCUUAAAUGUUGGGGGUUAUGAAACAUAUCGUUCAACGCUUACAGCAUAUCCACACACAUUAUUAGGGACAAUGUUUGCAGAACGUAACGUAGAGUUAUUGAGACCAAUAAAUGGAAAUGAAUAUUUUAUAGAUAGAGAUGGUAGUUUAUUUCGUAUUAUAAUGCAAUUUUAUCGUACAGGGAAGAUUUAUUGGCCAUCUUUUGAAUUUGGCCAAAAAAAUAAAUCAAUAUUGCCAUUUUCAAAGGAAGAAAUAGAAACAGAAUUAGACUAUUAUCAAUUACCCUAUCAAACCCCUUUAUGUAAACAAUCAUCAUAUGCAGUUUUAACUCGGAAAGAUUUAGGACUUGCAUUUUCUUGUAACCCGGUAACAGAGAAACUAGAUGAAUUUGUUGUAACAUUGAGUAAUGUGAUCAAAGAAGUUAUGGCAAAUUUUGAAACUGAAAUAACGGUAACUUUUAGUAAGAAUGGUUAUAAUCCAUUUUGUGGUUUUGGUCUUCACUUUAUUAAAAGUUCUUCGAUAAUGGAAACUACUGAGAAACUUCUUAAACCAUUUGGAUCUGUUGGUUACCUAUUUAUACACAAGUAUGGUGCUGAUAUUGGAUCCUAUUUAAAAUCUGUGAUCCCCGAAUUGUCUUGGCAAUAUGGUUACUCUCAAAACAGGGAUCAACUUAAAUUACACAUGUCUAUUACAAAUUCAUUGUCGGACUCUGAAAUUUUUGAUCAUUCAUGCCUGGCUUCUAAAUCGGACAAUUAG